AAAUCUAUCGAAUCUUUGGAAUCCCAAAACGAUCAUGACUUUGAAGGUUUAUCUGCAAAAGUUAAAUUAUUAAAAGAAAUUUCAAUUAAUAUUGGUACAGAAGUUAAAGAUUCGUCUAAACUCAUGUCAAAGAUGAAUGAUUCGUUUUUUGAAGCUACGGGUCUUUUAUCCGGUACAUUUAAAAAAAUGAAUAAGAUGUCAGAAAGACAAACGGGUAGAUGGUGGUAUUGGAUGUUGUUUUUGAUUAUCGUCUUUUGGGUUUUUGUUUUGACUUGGUUGUGA
Molecule: messenger RNA, 282 nt
Organism: Melampsora larici-populina 98AG31
Lineage: Eukaryota; Fungi; Basidiomycota; Pucciniomycetes; Pucciniales; Melampsoraceae
Exons: 4
Biological process (GO): endoplasmic reticulum to Golgi vesicle-mediated transport
Source: RefSeq, a predicted model, not a curated record